Molecule: messenger RNA, 454 nt
Organism: Rhagoletis zephyria (snowberry fruit fly)
Lineage: Eukaryota; Metazoa; Arthropoda; Insecta; Diptera; Tephritidae
Source: RefSeq, a predicted model, not a curated record
AAACCCAAGUUUAUGGCGUUUGGAGUAAGCUUUAAAUAUGAAAGCGAGCAACUUGUAGAAAUGAUAAAAAAACAAAAUGACUGUUUAAAAAUGCUCAAAAGCGAAAAAAUAAAUAUUGGGUGGGAGAAAUGUAGAGUCCAAGAUGGUAUGGGUGUGUCAGUAUGCUACAAAUGUACGGGCUUCAAUCAUAUAGCUACGAAGUGCAAGGAUGAAGAGGUCUGCCUGAAGUGCUUGGGUAAUCAUAAAACAAUGGAGUGCACAAAGGAGCAAAUAAACAAGUGUAUCAAUUGCAUUCGUGCAAACAAAAAAUUUAAUCCAGGGCUCGACGUGAACCACUUGACAACUAACCGACAGUGUCCUGUAUACAUGAAGAAACUAGAGCAUAAGAGAAAUAGAGCCAGCUAUUAACAAUUACAGUCAGUUAAUAGGAACCGUGGCAUGGAGUUGACUGUUC